Myzus persicae (green peach aphid) is the source of this 1102-nucleotide messenger RNA. RefSeq names its product 39S ribosomal protein L19, mitochondrial (gene mRpL19). The coding region runs from base 139 to 1041 and encodes 300 amino acids. Lineage: Eukaryota; Metazoa; Arthropoda; Insecta; Hemiptera; Aphididae. Gene Ontology annotation, biological process: translation. The transcript has 6 exons. Gene Ontology annotation, molecular function: structural constituent of ribosome. Gene Ontology annotation, cellular component: mitochondrial large ribosomal subunit; ribosome. The record is from RefSeq and is a predicted model, not a curated record.
AUUGAUAGUGAUAAUUAUUAAUUUCCACUAUUGCCGAGCGGUGCUAGUGCACCUUAAUUUAUUUUUUAUUAAUUCGCUUACAAAUGUUUGUAAAUUGUAAAAUGAGUACAUAAACCGUUCGAAAAAACAUUAUUCAAUAUGUUGCUGAGAAAUUUAAAAUUUCACGGAUUUCAGUGUGGAUUUGCACCUGUGCUUCAGGUAUCCAGGUCGUAUAGCAAUUCCCCACUGUCUGACGUUCAACAGUCCUCUGAUGAAUCGUUAUCCGGAAAACAAGUUAAACCUGAAAGAAAAUCGGUUGUGCCGUCCAAUUCUAGAUUUAUAUAUCCAGAGUUUUUACCUGAUCCUAAAAUGGAAUGGAGAAACUCGUUACGAGAAAAACUAGAACGCAUGGACAUGAUACAACGAAGAAAACAUAUAGAUAUACCUGAAUUUUAUGUUGGGUCUAUCAUGGCUGUUUCAUCAUCUAAUCAACACGCUCCUAAUAAAGCUACUCGUUUUGUGGGUAUAUGCAUACAACGUUUAGGAUGUGGUCUCAGAGCUAAUUUUACCCUUAGAAAUGUUAUUAAGCAUAUUGGUACGGAAAUGAAAUAUCAACUUUACGAUCCGACUAUACAAAAAAUUGAAGUUUUACGCUUAGAGAAACGUCUUGAUGAUGAAUUGUUAUACUUAAGAGAUGCUCCUAAUGAAUACAGUACAUUUGAUGAAAAUAUGGAAGUUGAAUAUUUACCUGAAGGAGCACCUGUACCAGUGAAUCCUGAAAUGGUCAAGCUAAAACCUAGACCUUGGCGUGCCAGGUGGGAAAGAAAAAAUAUGAAAGGGUUAGCUGACUUAGGGCUAGAAGAUCGGUUUUAUGAAAGAGCUGAAGAAUUAGCAACGCCCUGGGAGAAAUAUGACUUAAUGAAACAAUACAGGAAAACAAUACCAGAAGAAGAACAAAAAGAAAUAUUUGCUGAAGUAUAUUCAGAAUUACACGAAGUUGAAGUAAUGCGCAAGAAACUAAAACGAAAAAAAGUUUUUAUUAAGCCUUCCAAAAAUGUAUAGAAUAAUAGUUUCAAUUAUGUACAAUAUAAUAUUUAAAUAAAGAUUUUUUUCUAUCUAUAAA